Messenger RNA from Paramecium sonneborni, 249 nucleotides. The record is from the annotation of a GenBank genome assembly. Lineage: Eukaryota; Ciliophora; Oligohymenophorea; Peniculida; Parameciidae.
AUGACAGAGAAGGUUGGCUAGAAAAAUAUUUUGUUAUUAACUAAAACUUAAACAAUUGCAUAACAAAGAGAAAAUGUAUUUAUGCACCUAUAAACAUAAAAUACAUAGAUUAUAAAGUUUGGCCUUAUAUCUAAUUUAGAUUAUUUAUUGAAGCAUAUAACUAAAUUAAUUAGUAUAUUUAAUAGUUUUAAAAGAAAGAAUCCAAAUUAUUAACAAAGCUAUAUACCAUAUAAUUCAGAUUAAUUAUGA